Aspergillus ruber CBS 135680 is the source of this 339-nucleotide messenger RNA. RefSeq lists its product as uncharacterized. The annotation marks the transcript as partial. The transcript has a single exon. Lineage: Eukaryota; Fungi; Ascomycota; Eurotiomycetes; Eurotiales; Aspergillaceae. The record is from RefSeq and is a predicted model, not a curated record.
GCAGCAAUUGGAGCAGCACCAUUCCAGCGGCACUUGAAGAAGAAGGAUACUGAGAUCUUUAUCACCAGUCUGUCUGAAAUCGACCGCAUUAUUGAAGAGAAGCGGGCUGAGGAACGUCAUGGAGAGGACUGUCAGGAGCAGGAACUAGUGCAGCAAUUGCUACCGCAGCAGUAUCAAGAGUAUGCUGAUGUCUUCUCCAAGGCAGCCUCUGACGAGUUGCCUCCCCGAAGAGCGAAUGACUACCGCAUUGAACUGGAAGAGGGGAAGACUGGAGAGUCAGCUGUGAGCUACAGCCCCCUGUACAAGCAGACAAAUGAAGAGCUGGAAGCCGCGCGUGAC